Messenger RNA from Pezoporus flaviventris, 3185 nucleotides. It is a transcript of the gene ARSG, whose product is annotated as arylsulfatase G. The transcript has 12 exons. The coding region runs from base 701 to 2314 and encodes 537 amino acids. NCBI's taxonomy places the organism in Eukaryota, Metazoa, Chordata, Aves, Psittaciformes, Psittacidae. Gene Ontology annotation, molecular function: arylsulfatase activity. The record is from RefSeq and is a predicted model, not a curated record.
AGAAAUUAGAGAUGGAAAACCCAGCGCGGAGGGGCCCGGCGCGCCGCCCCCCCUUCCUUCCCUGCAUCACUUUCCGAACAUUUCAGACCUGAUUUCUGCAUCGCCACCGCCGCACCGGCUGCUCGGGGCCGCCGGCUAAAAAUAAAGGGAUGCGGGAAACGGGAGGGACUGCUGCAGCCAUGCAAGGGGAAGGAUGCACCGACAGUCACCAGCAGAGCCACAGCAGUUACUUAUCCACCUAAAGCAAGAGAAGACGGUGCUUCCAUGAACUGAGGAGCACAGCCUGCAGGGAAGAGCCGUGUGUGGGACACAAACACAGGGAGAGGAGCUGCUGCUGCAGAUCGGGCGCGCUUCUGGAGGGGGAAACACCGCUUGGGUUUGGUGUCUAAUUAGAUAUUUACCAGGAAGGAAGGGGAGUUAAAAAUAGGGUGACAGUGACUUCAAAGGCUGGUUUUGACUUCUAAGAAUAACACCUUUGCUAGCACCGAUUGCAGGAACAUCAGCUGGUGUGAAAGACACAGGAGAUGCUGCAGCUCCGUCUGUAGCCAAGGCAUCAAAUCCAGACCUCCAGACCCUGGCCUGGCCUCAUAGAAGCAUCCAAGGAGGAGACGUGUGCAUCCCUGCACCUGUGGGGCAACUGCAUCCACAGGGACACAGCAGAGGGACUUAGGGGAAGACAAAGCCACCGGUGCCCCAGGUGAUGUUUGGCACCAUGGGCACCCCAUGGGCAGUGCUGGUGCUGGCUGUGGCACUGAUGGGACUCUGGGCUCCCUGUGCCACAUACAAGCAGCCCAACUUCAUCGUCAUCCUGGCAGAUGAUGUGGGCUGGGGGGAUCUGGGGGCCAACUGGGCAGAGACGAAGGAGACCCCGCAUUUGGAUGAGUUGGCUGCUGAAGGGACAAGGUUCGUGGAUUUCCACUCGUCUGCAUCCACGUGCUCCCCAUCCCGCGCCUCGCUGCUCACUGGACGCCUUGGCGCACGCAAUGGAGUGACCCACAACUUCGCUGUCACGUCAGUUGGUGGCCUCCCCCUGAAUGAGACCACCCUGGCCGAGGUCCUGCAGGGGGCCGGGUACAGCACGGGGGCCAUAGGCAAAUGGCACCUGGGACACCACGGCCGCCAUCACCCCAGCUUCCGCGGCUUUGAUUACUACUUCGGGAUCCCCUAUAGCCACGACAUGGGCUGCACAGACACCCCUGGCUACAACCGCCCGCCCUGCCCGCCCUGCCCGCAGCACGGCUCCAUUGCCAGGGUGGCAAGGAAGGAUUGUUACAUGGAGGUCGCCCUUCCUCUCUUUGAGAACACCACCAUCAUCCAGCAGCCUGUCAACCUCAGCAGCCUGGCACAGCGCUACGCGGAGGAGGCCACACGGUUCAUCCAUAGGGCAAGUGACAGCGGACGCCCCUUCUUCCUCUACCUGGCACUAGCCCAUAUGCAUGUCCCUUUGGGGGUCCCCCCUUCGCCCUUUGCCUCGGGCAUCUACGGAGCCUCCCUGAGCGAGAUGGAUGCUCUGGUGGGACGGAUAAAGCGGGUCGCUGACAGCCAUGGGAAGGGGAACACACUCCUGUGGUUCACAGGUGACAAUGGCCCUUGGGCACAGAAGUGUGAGCUGGCUGGACGCCUGGGGCCAUUCAUAGGGGCCUGGCAACAGCAGAGAGGUGGGAGCUCAGCAAAGCAAACAACCUGGGAAGGAGGGCACCGCGUCCCAGCACUGGUGUAUUGGCCUGGCCACGUCCCUGCCAAGCGGACGAGCCGUGCCCUGCUCAGCGCUCUGGACAUCUUCCCCACGCUGGUGGCUCUGGCUGGGGCGGCCCUUCCCCCGGACAGGCGCUUUGAUGGCUUGGAUGUGUCUCCGGUGCUCUUUGGGUGGUCGGAUGUGGGGCACAAGGUUCUGCUCCAUCCCAACAGCGGGGCAGGUGGGAAGGAUGGUGGGAUAGAGGCACUGCGGCUGGCUCAGUACAAGGCCUUUUACACCACAGGAGGAGCAAUGGCUUGCGAUGGGAGCAUUGGGCCGGCUGAGCAUCACCAGCCACCCCUCAUUUUCAAUCUGGAUCAUGAUAUCCAGGAGCAGGAGCCUUUGGACGUGGCAUCCAGAGAGUACGAGGAGGUGCUGCCUGCCAUCAGCAGGGCUUACACCCAGGCUCUGGAGGACAUUGCAACCGACAACGUCUCCGUUGCAGAUUACUCCAAAGACCCCGCUGUGAGUCCGUGCUGUGACCCGCAGCACGUGGCCUGUCGGUGCCACGCACCCGGAGCUCACACAGCCGUGCUGGACCAUGGCAUGGAGAGAACAACGCGACUGGUGUGUCUCUGAGUGAGUGAGUGCUCCGGGUGCUCCUUUCCUGAGCCUGGUUUCUGUGAUCAGGAAUGUCAUGGCUCCAGGCUGGAGGUUGGCCACUGAGAGGGAUGAGGCUGCGGUCCCCUUUGCUCCAUGCGAUGAAGCAGGGAGGUGAGUUGUGGCUCUGUGUGAGCACACAGAGCAGCCCUCUCACCCCAUGGGAUAGGGCACUGCUGUACCUGGUGGCUCUGGGCAUAUGGACAGAGAUAGGCUUUUUUGUGAGGCUCUUUAGCUGAGGAAGAGCCAGGUCUUGGAUUAGAACUCCCUUCUGGGAGAGCUGGCUUUAGGACAGAAUUCCUCUGGGAAAUGCACUUGGCUUUCCUCCAGAAUGGACCUUACAGGACCUUACUGGUGGGAGCACAACGUUCUCUCCCUUAUGGUGCUGAGACCCUCAAGUCCAUUGGCUUAAGAGAGAAAAUUCCUGGCAGGCACAAGGCAUGCUCUAGGAAACAGCACCUACCCCAAGUGAGGUUCAUUAAUGCGGGUAUCUUAAAGACCCAAGUGUAACAAAGAGAGGGUCCUGGGCUCCCCUUAGUGCCACCCUCCUCAUGGGCAAUGCCAGGGGUGCAGGUGGGGGAAGCAGCUCUUACAGGGCCAUUCUGGGCAGAUGCAAAGGCAACCUCAAAGGUGCAGCUGAAACCUAAGAACCCACUGGGACUGCCCAGCAGCUGAGAGAGGGUUUUCGGCAGCAAUUUUUGGCUCUGAUUUACAUACCCAGAUCUCUCUUUGGACAAGCCAUGGACUGGUGUGGACUGGGCUUGGUGCAGGAGCUGCAUCAAUCACCAGCCCCCCAAACCCACUCACAGCAUUAAUCAAGACUGACAUCUUUAGGGCCCCACAAAGAACA